This is a messenger RNA of Emericellopsis cladophorae, 1422 nucleotides long. RefSeq lists its product as uncharacterized. The record is from RefSeq and is a predicted model, not a curated record. NCBI's taxonomy places the organism in Eukaryota, Fungi, Ascomycota, Sordariomycetes, Hypocreales, Bionectriaceae. The transcript has 2 exons. The coding region runs from base 1 to 1422 and encodes 473 amino acids.
AUGCUCGGGCUUGUGACUGGUUUCCUGGCUGCUGCCACCGUCCUCGCGGGCAGCACCGCCGGCGCUGCGCUUGAAGGACGGUCGUAUGACACAGACCUGAACACGUACGCUCUACGUGAGGAACAAUGGCCCUAUGGGCCUGCCCACACCGAGGGUCGCCAUAUCGUCAACUCUCGCGGUGAUAAGAUCAAAUGGGCGGGCAUCAACUGGCCCAUGUCCGGUGAGACCAUGGUACCCGAAGGACUCGAGAAACGUCCGGCAGGCGAGAUCUUGGACGAUCUCGGCUCGAUGGGGAUGAAUUUCCUUCGCAUGGGCUACUCGGCCACCAUGGUUGACGAGGUGUACGAAUCUGACCAGGACGAUGUGCCCCUCGAAGCGGCCAUGAUCAAGGCCCUGGGCUACUACAAUGGAACCCGCGUCACGUCCGAUGUCGUCAAGCACAACCCCUCGUGGAAUCGCACCACGGGACGCUUCCAGAUCUGGGGCGACAUUGUCGACAUGGCGGCCGAGAGGGGCAUGUUUGUCCACCCAGACAUGCACAUUGCCAAAGCCGGCUGGUGCUGUGGCCACGACGAUGGCAGUGCCUGGUUCGGCGACGAGAACUUCAACGUCAAGAACUGGACGCGUGCGCUGUCCUACGUCGCCGACUGGGCCAAGGACUUCCCCAACAUCGUCUCCAUGGCGCUGGUCAACGAGCUGCGCCAACCGUGGGUCGAUGACUACCCCAAGUUCGGUUACAACUGGAUGACCCUUGUCGGCAACAUGACCCUCGGCUCCGACGCAAUCCACGAGGCCAACCCGGACCUGCUCAUCUCCUGGUCUGGUCUACAGUUCGACGAGGAUCUGUCUGCGCUCACCAGCGGCACCAACCUCCUCACGUCGCCAUGCUACAUGUGCGUAUCCGUGCAGGACUCGCCUCGGCGAGACCCAGUCGUCUUCAACCUGGACGACCACGCAUGGGGUGACAAGGUCUUCUACGAGCUCCACCUGUACACCAUGACCGAGGACCUCGACAUUGGCACGUGCGACAUUAUCAAGGCGCAGCUGUACCGCGCGGGCUUCAACGCGCUGGGCAUGGACAGGCCCAAGGACUGCGAUCUGCUCGAGAACCACCACCUCGGCCCGUGCCGGGAACCGUCGCACCUCACGCCUGUGGCGAUGACCGAGUUUGGCACCGCGCAGGACGAGACGUUGCUGAACAACAGCUACAUUGACUGCCUACGCGAGUUCACCACCGAGAACGACGUCAGCUGGGCCAUGUGGUCGGUGGCCGGGUCGUACAGGGUGCGCUCGGGCGGCCAGAAUGUCAACGAUACCUGGGGUAUGAUGAACUUUGACUGGGACGGUUUCCGGUUCGAGGAGGGCGUCGAGGAGAUCUGGAGGCCAUGGGUCCAGGAGACAAACGUCACAAAGAAGGACUAG